Molecule: messenger RNA, 678 nt
Organism: Arthroderma uncinatum
Lineage: Eukaryota; Fungi; Ascomycota; Eurotiomycetes; Onygenales; Arthrodermataceae
Exons: 1
Coding region: 1-678 (225 amino acids)
Source: RefSeq, a predicted model, not a curated record
AUGUCCAACGAAAUCCACCUUCGCCUUCCAACCAGACUCUCACCAUCUACUCCCACCACCCCUACCCCCCCUACUGCUGCUGAUGCUACUCCGGCUGAUUCCUCGGGACUGUCCAGCACGAUCCCGUUGCUCGGGACGUGGUACGUCCUAAGCUCCUCAGUCGACUAUUGGAGGGAUAAGAGAAAUGUAUCCAUUUCAUAUGCGCUAGCCAGCGACCCGGCCCAGUCUAAGGAGAUCAACAGUGCCAACGUUGACUUUACAAAGGAUUUUGCCCUUAAGUCGGUAGCUUCGUACCAGUCGAUCUCGGGAGAGGACUGCGAGAAAGUUGAUACCAUCGACGGGACAGAUAGACCUAUACCAAACUCUCCUCCAGGGACGAUAACUUGGCGAGGUACCGGCUUCAUCAAGUUUCUAAGCAACCGAUGGGAGAUUCUGGGCUAUGGGAACGUUCCCGGUGAGAGUGGAGAGCUCAAAAGGGAAGGUGAUGACCAAGCUAUGUGGAUGCUCAUAUUUGCGGAUAAGUCAAUGUUAGCAGCCUCGUCCUUGAACCUCCAAACGAAGGGUACCAAGGCGCUUUCAGCCCGGAAUAUGGAACUAAUAAAGAAGGCCUUGAGAGAUUUGGACAACAAGGAGCUACAGGAAUGUUCCGAGAAGAUGGUUGACAUUUUACAAGAGUGA